GCAAUGCUAACCAGCAGCGCCUGGCCAUGAUGAGUGACGGAAGACAGAGCGGCAGGAUGAGUGACGACGAGUUCCACGGCGUGGUGGACACGAUGGAGGCCGUGGCGAGCUACUGGGCCAGGGAGAAGAACAGGUUCGCGCUCGGCCAUCUCGAGCGCAAGGUGUUCUCGUGGUCCGUUUGGGAUAUCUUCAACAGGGACCUGCUCAGGCACCAGGUCAAGAGGAUACCAGAUACUUUCGAGUCUUUUGCGAGUUACUUGAACUCCUUUGCCUACCCAUUGAUUGAAGAAGUGCAUACUGAUAUCUUCUCUUCAUUGGAUGGUUAUGCUCAUUCGAGCUUCAUAGAAGUAAUCCAGAUGGAAAAGCUUGACAACGAGAGGCCAAUAUUUGGUCUUGAGGUUGCAGAACCUGUGACGGAUGAGAAGUCAAGGGAGGUUUAUGAACCCACAGAGGGUGAUAUAAUAGUCAUGUCCUCGCAGAAACCGAAGGAUGUGUCUGACUUAACACAAAAUAAGGUGUCAUAUGUAUUAGGUUCAGUUCUGAAAAGUGGAGACGACAAAAUUCCACCUAAUUGCUGCAUUGUGCAAUUGUCAUCUGCCAUCCCCAUUGAGGCAGAUCCUCAAACAAAAAUACCAAAACGGCUUUUUUUUGUUGUUUUUCUCAUAAAUAUGGAGACAUACAAUCGUAUAUGGAAAUGCCUUCAAAUGGGACCAAAUGAUGCCAAUCUUAUUGAGCUUCAGAACAAAAAGAGCACGGAUCUUGUUGAUAUGGUGUGGCAGUACAAGAAAAGGGCUGUAGAAGAUGCUAGCUCAUCAUGUUUCCAGUUAUCUCAAACCCUCCGUAAUGAAUCAAUCGAUGGCCUUGGCCUUGAGAAGUUCAAUCUAAAUGAUUCACAGCUAAACGCUGUAGCGGACUGUGUUUUAGCAAUUGAUAAUGACUCCUCUUCCUUAAAACUAUUAUGGGGCCCCCCUGGGACAGGUAAAACUAAAACCAUCAGCACUAUCUUGUGGGCCAUGCUUGUUAAGGGCCGAAAGACACUUGCCUGUGCACCUACAAAUACUGCUGUAUUGGAGGUUGCAGCUCGAAUUGUCAAUCUUGUUGGGAAGCCAUCAGAUGGCAGCAUCUGCUUCUUGAAUGACAUUGUUCUAUAUGGAAACAAGAAGAGGAUGAAGAUAGAUGAAGGGAACGUCCUUUCUGCCGUAUUUCUUGACUCUCGUGCCAAGCGCUUAUUACCAUGUUUCAUGCCGAACACUGGCUGGAGGCAUUGCUUGUGCUCACUCAUAGAUCUGCUUGAGAACUCAGCAACCAAGUACCAGUCAUACAUUCAGGAUAUUAUUCAACAAGAGAGCCCCGUGAAGGAUAUAGAUGAAGACACUUCUUGGCAAACAUGUCAUAGAAAUGAUAACUGUGAGCAGAAUAGCAAGGAGUCUGAAGACAAGGAUAAUUACAGUGAUGUUGUUUUAAAGAAUAAGGAUAAUGACUGUGAUGAUGACGAAUGUUAUGACUCUGGAGAUGUAGAGGAAACAUUAAUGGUACCAUCUUUCAAGCAUUAUCUGAAGGAUGAUUACAACAAACUCUAUGGUAAUUUGUAUGAUUGUAUUGAUAUACUAUACAAUGAUCACCCAAGAAAUCCAGAAACAGAAAGGAGCUUUCAGUGUAUGCUGGAGGUGCUUGAACUGAUCAAAAUUCUUUAUGCUCUGAUAAAUUGUGACUUUGAUGAUGGAGAUAUAUGGUCAGACGAACUGCUUGCAAGCAAAAUAGAAGACGAAGGGGACCCUGAGAUCUGGCCAGAAAAACUGGCCAGUGUACAGAUCAAUUCAUGCAAUAAAUUGAAGUUCAGUCUGGCAAGAUCACUGUGUGUGCAAGAACUAAGAUACCUUUGCACAAACUUGGAGCUUCCAAAUUGUUACAGUGAACGAUCUGUUCAACAAUAUGUUUUGGCAAGAACCAAAUGCAUCCUCUGUACAGUUUCUAGUUCAUUUAGGUUGUAUAAUGUGCCUAAGGGAAAUUCUUCCUCAGGUUUAUGUGGGCUGCUUAAGAAACCUGAAAACAUGAACCUUCUUGAGUUGCUGAUUGUUGACGAGGCUGCACAGCUCAAAGAAUGUGAAACCUUAAUUCCGUUGCAGCUGCCUGGUAUAAAGCAGGCUAUUUUCAUUGGAGACGAAUAUCAGCUUCCAGCUCUUGUGAAGAGCAAAAUAUCUGACAGUGCUAACUUUGGACGAAGUAUUUUUGAGAGAUUAAGUUCAUUGGGCUACAGUAAACAUCUUCUGAAUGUCCAGUAUAGGAUGCAUCCAGAAAUAAGCAAGUUUCCAGUUGCCACGUUUUAUGAUGGCAAGAUAUCUGAUGGCCCAAAUGUCACUCAUAUGAACUAUAACAAGAGGUUUUUGGCAGGAAAAUGGUUUGGUCCAUAUUCAUUUAUAAAUGUAGAUAGCGGACAUGAAACCACUGAAAAGAAUGGCCGGAGCCUCAAAAACACAAUAGAAGCUGCUGUCGUUGUGCGGAUGGUGCAGAGAUUGUUCAAAGAGUCAGUUUCUACUGGAACCAAGCUAUCUGUUGGUGUUGUUUCCCCGUACAAUGCUCAAGUUAGAGCUAUCCAGGAAAAGCUUGGGAAAACCUACAGUAGGUAUGAUGGUUUCUCAGUGAAAGUAAAAUCUGUGGAUGGUUUCCAAGGUGCAGAGGAAGAUAUCAUUAUCAUAUCAACAGUCAGGAGCAAUGGAGCCGGUUCAGUUGGGUUUCUUUCAAACUUACAGAGGACAAAUGUGGCUCUGACAAGGGCCAGGUACUGUUUAUGGAUAGUGGGGAACGGGACAACUUUGUUCAGCAGCAGUUCUGUUUGGCAGAAGAUUAUCAAGGAUGUGCAGGAUAGAGGAUGUUUUUUUGACGUCAGUGAUGACAAAGAUUUGUCAAAUGCAGUAAUAAAGGCCACAAUUGAGCUAGAUGAUGCUGAGAAUUCAGUGAAAAUGGAAUCGCUGCAUAUUAGCAGGCCCAGGUUUCAGAAAACAAGGCCAAAAUAUUGUCCAUGAGAGGCCUGAAUUUUCCAAGGUGCAAGAGCAAUGUCUUUUGAAUACAUCAUGUAGGUGUAAUGGUUUUGCUAUGCAGACCUGAGAUGAGGCUCCAUCUUGAUGCUGUGUGGGAACUUGUGAAGCACAGUAUUUUGUUUAGCAAUGUUAGCUCUAUGCACACUGGUUGCCCACAACCCCCUAAUUGUAGUGGUUUGUUUGUUGGGAGUUUAAUAGUUUUAUCAUUGUUCUGUUUGGAAACAACAUUUGGUCAUGUGAAUGCAGUGUAACUGUGUAAGUCACUUGUUGUUUGGUUGGGUUGUAAGGUAAACUUCACUGGCAGAUCUUGCUCUAAAACUAAAAGGAAAUUGUAAUCGGUGUUACAUGCCA
Sorghum bicolor (sorghum) is the source of this 3389-nucleotide messenger RNA. RefSeq lists its product as uncharacterized. The transcript has 7 exons. Bases 27 to 3023 code for a protein of 998 amino acids. The record is from RefSeq and is a predicted model, not a curated record. Gene Ontology annotation, molecular function: helicase activity. NCBI's taxonomy places the organism in Eukaryota, Viridiplantae, Streptophyta, Magnoliopsida, Poales, Poaceae.